Messenger RNA from Pungitius pungitius (ninespine stickleback), 2817 nucleotides. RefSeq names its product speckle-type POZ protein. Gene Ontology annotation, molecular function: ubiquitin protein ligase binding. The transcript has 10 exons. The coding region runs from base 321 to 1490 and encodes 389 amino acids. Gene Ontology annotation, biological process: regulation of proteolysis; proteasome-mediated ubiquitin-dependent protein catabolic process. Gene Ontology annotation, cellular component: nucleus; cytoplasm. The record is from RefSeq and is a predicted model, not a curated record. Lineage: Eukaryota; Metazoa; Chordata; Actinopteri; Perciformes; Gasterosteidae.
UGUUGGCGAAACUGCGGCUGUCUGCUGGUUGCACAGACGGCUAGCUCGUUAGCACAGACAGCUAGCCUGUUAGCAACCACAACAACAGAACAACCCGGACCGCUAGCGCUACAAUUGAACCCAACUCAAAGGAGACGGGAUUUGAAUUCUAGUCUGGCCUGCUAACGCCUGCUUCUGGGGGGGGCAACCUGCUUCCAUCUGGCGCCGUGCCGAUGCAGAUGGACGUCAGGGCCGAAGGUUGACAGGUGGAAGUGACGGAUUCCUUCUCCUCACCACAGCCCCCCACCCCAACUCCCGCAACACCUUCCGUCACGCUGGCAAUGUCAAGAGUCCCGAGUCCCCCUCCCCCUGCGGAAAUGUCCGGCGGGCCCGUGGCCGAGAGCUGGUGUUACACGCAGAUCAAAGUGGUGAAGUUCUCUUACAUGUGGACCAUCAACAAUUUCAGCUUCUGCCGUGAGGAGAUGGGCGAGGUCAUCAAAAGCUCCACCUUCUCUUCGGGGGCCAAUGACAAGCUGAAAUGGUGUCUACGAGUGAAUCCCAAAGGCCUGGAUGAGGAGAGCAAAGACUAUCUGUCCCUCUACCUGCUGCUGGUCAGCUGUCCGAAGGCCGAGGUGCGCGCCAAGUUCAAAUUCUCCAUCCUCAACGCCAAGGGAGAGGAGACCAAGGCCAUGGAAAGCCAGAGAGCCUAUCGCUUUGUUCAAGGGAAAGACUGGGGUUUCAAAAAGUUCAUCCGGAGGGACUUCCUCCUCGAUGAGGCCAACGGCCUUCUACCCGACGACAAGCUCACGCUCUUCUGCGAGGUGAGCGUGGUGCAGGACUCGGUCAACAUAUCCGGGCAGAACACCAUGAACAUGGUGAAGGUACCCGACUGCCGGCUGGCGGAUGAGCUGGGGGGCCUGUGGGAGAACUCGCGCUUCACGGACUGCUCGCUGUGCGUGGCCGGACAGGAGUUCCAGGCCCACAAGGCCAUCCUGGCAGCUGCUCACACAUUAACGCCUCUGCUCUCCGUGUUACUGCUUCCAGCGCGCUCCCCCGUGUUCAGCGCCAUGUUUGAGCACGAGAUGGAAGAGAGUAAAAAGAACCGAGUGGAGAUCAACGACGUGGAGCCGGAGGUGUUCAAAGAGAUGAUGUGCUUCAUUUACACGGACAAGGCUCCCAACCUGGACAAGAUGGCUGACGACCUGCUGGCUGCAGCUGACAAAUAUGCUCUGGAGAGACUGAAGGUCAUGUGCGAGGACGCGCUGUGUACAAGUCUGUCCGUGGAAAACGCCGCCGAGAUCCUCAUCCUGGCGGACCUGCACAGCGCCGACCAGCUGAAGACGCAGGCCGUCGACUUCAUCAACUACCAUGCUGCCGAGGUGAUGGAGACGGCCGGCUGGAAGUCCAUGGUGGCGUCCCAUCCUCACCUGGUGGCCGAGGCCUACCGCUCCCUGGCUUCAGCCCAGUGCCCGUUCCUUGGACCCCCCCGCAAGCGCCUCAAACAAUCCUAACAGGACGACGUCGACGCUGACGCAUGCGCACACAUGCGCAUGUACAUACAGAGACACACCGACCCCCUCCCCUCACACAGGGACAUCCCUUCCCCUCGCUGUUGCCCACGACGAUACCUGCAGCCUCCCCCGAAUCUGCCCCAUCCGAACCUGCUGUGUUUAGUCUUUUCAGAAGAUGGAGGAAAGAAGGAAGGAGGUGCAAGAGAGAGCGGCGCGGUUAACAGAAAAAAGAACAAAACCCCUCCCCCCUGACUCCUUGGCGCAGCCUUAGUGAGUGUGUGUGUGUGAAGGUUUAAUCCCUCGAUAGCUCCUACUUUGGAGGCAAAUAGAGAUGACGGACUGUUCCAAAAAGUCUGGAACCGUCUGGAAAUUCAGAGAUUUCAAGGACAGGGGUGGAAAAAUUAAGUCUUCAUGCUUUGUUCUUGGUGUUUGGAGUAGAGCAGCGGGAAAAGUCCCCAAAUGAAUGGACACAUGUGAGCGGCGAAAGUGGACCCGGUAGUCAGAAACGACUAAGAAGAACACCCCCCCCCCCCCCCAAAAAAAGGGCUAGUCCAAAAAGCAGGUGUGGAACGAACUCUUUGUUAAUCCUCCCAAAGCGAGUUGGGGAAACAUUGCACUAAAGUCACAGGUCUCCCUCCCUCGACUCUUACCAGCAGUAAAGACACUGCAGGCGAGCUUCAUGGACUAAAGACCCGGCCGGACCCCCCAGGACAAGCACCCUUUAAGGACAGAGACCACACAUGCUCUCCCAUGUUGAUGUCUGCUCCAUCUACAUCCGUUAAAUUAUUUUAACAAUCGGGGGGGGGGGGGGGGCGCUUAGGCUGGAAAACCAACUGGAAAAAGGUGUGUGUGUGGGGGGGGGGGCUGUUUUUGUAGCCCUUGAGAGAAAAUACUACAGUCCGAGGUGUCUAUAGACAAAGAUGUCAAGGAGACGGCAAAUGGUGGAGAGAAUAAUGUCGAGAUGGUUCCAGAAUGACAUCAGGAGCACGUUAAUGAGGUUUUGUUUCUUAUUUGUUGUUCUCCUCACAACUGUCAUUUCUAUUUUUUUCGUAGGAAUUUGUACAGGCCGUAUUUUUGAAGCUGUGGAAACAAAAAGCAUUUUCAACCAUUAAAUCGGGGGAGAGGGGGGGCAGUGGGAGGUCUUCUUUGCGGGCAUGAAGACUGAGGGGCAAUUAAAUUGAAAUGAACACGUUUUAAUGUUCAGAAUAGACGGAAUGUGAAAGAAAUGCACACUGAGGCAAACCACAUGUCAAACAUUUCAGCCCGGUGGAAAUGAUGGAUCGAAGGAACCGCCGUUUCUUUCCUGUAGAUAAAGCAGUUAUCUGAA